Molecule: messenger RNA, 1740 nt
Organism: Adineta ricciae
Lineage: Eukaryota; Metazoa; Rotifera; Eurotatoria; Adinetida; Adinetidae
Source: the annotation of a GenBank genome assembly
AUGAUCUAUCUCGAUCAUUUCAAAUUGAUGAUCAUUUUCUUAUCGAUUGGAGAAAUCGUCGGUGUUGUUUCAUUCAAUCAACCGAGAUUCAAUUCAUGCACAGCAUGGAAUGGCGAUGCAAUUACUUUUGCAGCAAAUGGUACACUCGGAAAUCGUCCAUCUGCCAUUUUUAUCGAUUCGAAUGAUGCAAUAUAUGGAGCGGAUGCAGACAAUAGUCAAAUCAUUAUUUGGUAUACUAAUAACACUAACAAAACGAUCACUAUGAAUAAUAGUUUAACAACUCCCAAUUCGGUAUUUGUUACAAAUCAACAACAGAUUUAUAUCAGUACGGACAAUACAACUGGUGACAUCAGACAAGUAUUGAAUACAGGUGCAACUUCAGUCGCAAUGCGAGUUGGUCAAAUCUGUUCUGAUAUCUUCAUAAGUUUGAAUAAUACAUUGUAUUGUUCAAUGCGGGAUUUUCACCGAGUUGUGUCCAAAAGUUUGAAUACCACUUCGGAUAUAUUUGGCACUGUUGCUGGUACAUUUUGUAGUGGAUCGGCUUCAGAUCAGCUUUACUUACCGACUGGAAUUUAUGUGACCGAUAAUUUUAGUUUAUAUGUGGCUGACAGUGGAAACAACAGGAUUCAAUAUUUUGCGUUGCCUGACUGGAAUGGAACAACUAUUACUUUUACAGGAAUUUCCGCACUUAAUAGUCCAACAGGAAUUAUGCUUGAUGGCGAUGGUAAUCUUUAUGUUGCUGACAGUGGAAAUAGUCGUAUCAUUAGAUCAGGACCUUCAGCGGCUCAAUGUUUAGUAGGAUGUUCUGGUUCAAGUGGAUCUUCAGUAUCUCAAUUAUCUGCUCCACAAUAUAUGGCAUUCGAUAGUAAUGGAAAUAUCUAUGUUACUGAUCAAAAUAACGGUCGAAUUCAGAAGUUUGUUACAUUUGACAGUUGUGUUACAACAAUGAUGAGCACAACGACAACCAUGACGGCAAACGCAGGAUGUUUUCCUCCAACUGUGACACUCAUACCCAGUUCAUCAUCGAUAUCAUCUCCAAUACAAUUCCGUCGUGCUCACGACUUUACUAUUGCUUCUUUGAUUCAAUUAAAUUGUAACAAUUCUAUAGUGAUCACUACUCAAUGGACUGUAAAAAGUUGCAACUCAUCAUGUACUAAUCGAGUUCUUCUCGAUUCAUCUGUGAUAACGACCGCAAGUGAACUAUACAUACCUGAACGAACUCUACCAUGCGGCUUGUACGAAUUAAGUUUCAAAGUUACAAUGUCUCACGUACCGAAUUCAAAUUUAACAAACACGGUUUACGUUCAAAUAUCUUCCUCCGAGAAGAAAGUGAAUUUAAUCUCAUACGGAACAUCAAUGAUCACUCGUGGAUAUCUUCAAGAUCUUCAACUAAAUCCGGGGAAUUAUUCCGUUGAUCCCGAUGAAGACAAUUUCGAUCCUUCUAUGUGGAAAUAUUAUUAUUAUUGUCGAAUCUAUGGAGUAUCCAAGUUUCCUCGUUUCCAAAGUUCAUUGAUAACAAUUAAUGAUAUGAGAAAUGAUUCAUCGAAUCCAUCAUGUCUUACAAAUCGAACAGGAUGGCGAUUUGACAACGCCAUGAAUUCAUCAUUCACAAUUCUCUCUGGUUCACUUCAGUCCAAUCGAACUUAUCAAUUUAUGGUUCAGAUGGAAAAUCUGCAAAACUCAACUCAGCUAAUAAUCGGUUACCUUCUAGUGAGAGUUACUAAUACUCGUCUACCAGUC